AUGGGUCUUCGAUUAUCAAUCGAAAUUCAUCGAUUGUUUAAUAUUUAUUUGAAUAAUUUCAUAGCCUCAAUUGAGGAAUGUGAUAAUGGCAGCAGUGAUAUCGAUGAAAAUAUUGAUAGUAUUGAUGAUAAUGAUAAGAACGAAGAUAGUAUUACAGAUGAUAACAUCUGGUCUAAAUCAGGAUCAUUACGAGAAUUUCUCAGUGAUUACGAGAAUAUCAUAAAUAAUCGAAAUCAAUUAUCACAAACAAACAACGAACGAGCUGGUGAAUCAGGUUAUCGAAGUGAAUCAACAACAUACGAAGAAACAAUAUCCACAACUCGUUAUUCAGAUUCUGCUGGUACACCUGAAUACAGGUAA
Messenger RNA from Brugia pahangi, 360 nucleotides. NCBI's taxonomy places the organism in Eukaryota, Metazoa, Nematoda, Chromadorea, Rhabditida, Onchocercidae. The record is from the annotation of a GenBank genome assembly.